AUGCACGUGGAUGGCUCGGCUACCUCGAGUGGUGCGGGCGUGGGACUGGUGUUAUCAGCGCCCGAUGGGCGUUCGUUCGAACGCUCCCUCCGCUUCGGGUUCCAAGCAACCAACAACGAAGCCGAAUAUGAGGCACUCUUGGCAGGACUCAGACUGGCUCUUGAGAUGCAGGUGAAUGCCAUCCACAUCCUCACCGAUUCGCAGCUGGUGGCUGAGCAACUCAGUGGUGGAUACGAGGCCAGGGAACCAACCAUGGUGAAGUACCUGGCAGAGGUAAAAAGACUAGCCUUCAAUUUCUCUCACUUUAUGGUAUCUAGGGUGCCAAGGAGUCAGAACGAGCGAGCCGACGAGCUGGCUAAACUGGCCUCAAGGUCGGACUCCAAAGCCCAGCCUGAGAUUGAAGAGCUCCCCUUUCACGCCAUCUCGGUCUCGGUUAUAUCUUCAGCCGACACACAUACCACAUGCGUGCAGGAUAUGCUACACUUCAAGCGCGACGGGAUUCUUCCCGCCGAUGAGGCGGCGGCUCGGCGCAUCCGCCGAAUGCAGGCAUGGUACUCCGAGGUGAAUGAACGACUCUACAAGCGGUCCUUCUCGCAUCCUCUACUACGGUGCCUCGGGCCUGAAGAGGCUCAGACUGUCCUGACCGAGGUCCAUGAGGGGAUUUGUGGUGAGCAUAUCGCUGGACGGACCUUGGCUUAUAAAAUCCUUUGCCAAGGAUACUACUGGCCCACCAUGUCCCGAGACGCAAUAUCUUACAUACAGCGGUGCGACCCGUGCCGGAGAUAUAUCAUCGUGGGAGUAGAUUACUUCACCAAGUGGGCAGAAGCCAAGCCACUAGCAACGAUCACAGAACGACAAGUGGAGAAGUUUGUAUGGAAAAAUAUCGUGACUCGGUUCGGCUUGGCCAGAACCAUCAUCACGGACAACGGAUCCCAGUUCGCCAGCAUGAGGCUCCAAGAGUUCUAUGCGAACUAUGGGAUUCAACUGAGGUUCAGCUCGAUGGCCCACCCCCAGAUGAACGGAUUGGCCGAGGUGACCAACCGAUCCAUUCUGGACGAGCUCAAGAGGAGAGUGUCCACGGCUUGA
Messenger RNA from Musa acuminata AAA Group (dessert banana), 1086 nucleotides. RefSeq lists its product as uncharacterized. Bases 1 to 1086 code for a protein of 361 amino acids. The transcript is spliced from 2 exons. Gene Ontology annotation, biological process: DNA integration. NCBI's taxonomy places the organism in Eukaryota, Viridiplantae, Streptophyta, Magnoliopsida, Zingiberales, Musaceae. The record is from RefSeq and is a predicted model, not a curated record. Gene Ontology annotation, molecular function: RNA-DNA hybrid ribonuclease activity; nucleic acid binding.